AUGCCAUUCGGCUACGGGACCAGGCUUUACAACUCAGUAUGCAAUAUAAGAAGCGCAGUGGGCGUGUUAGGCGCCGGCGGCGCCGAGGGCGGCCGCAGCCUCCUCGUGGCGCGGAACUGCGCCUGCACCGCGUCCCACGCCGCGUCCCGCGCUGGUCGCCCACCGGCCUCCCAAGGUUCCCGGACCAUGUACCCUUGCGCUUUACCCUCCCGGGCUAUACCCUCCGGGAUCGCAGACUCCCAAUCCCGGGCCAUAUACCUCCCUUCGCUCUCUUUGUUCCACGCGGAGUCUUUAGUGUUUUUGUACUUGGGGUUGGGCGGGCGUCCUCGUCGCUUCUUGGAGCGUUUCCUUGAGCGCGGCGGGGAGGGGGACGCGCGCGGCGCGCUGGGGAGGGGCGGCGGCUCGGGGGCCGAGGCGUCCUGCUAGAAAAUCUUGUCAAGUAUCGUAUACAUCCUCAGAUUGG
This is a messenger RNA of Leguminivora glycinivorella, 463 nucleotides long. RefSeq lists its product as uncharacterized. The transcript has 2 exons. The record is from RefSeq and is a predicted model, not a curated record. Bases 1 to 426 code for a protein of 141 amino acids. Lineage: Eukaryota; Metazoa; Arthropoda; Insecta; Lepidoptera; Tortricidae.